AUGCCAAAGCGCGACCGCGAGCACUGGGGCUCACUCGUGCCGCAUAACUCCCUGUGUGGCCGCCGUCCCGUCCCACUCUGCAGCCCAACUAUCGUGAUUGGCAAGGACGGCGACGUCACAGCGCCGCACAACCCGCACCUCUCCAAGCACCACAUCAGACUGGAGCGAGUGGAUGACGGCAGCGUCUACGCGACGCACCUAUCCGCCCUCAACGACACCUGGCUCAACGGCGCCAAGCUCGAGCGCGACCGGCGGACCCUCGUCGUGCCGUGCGCGGGCAACGCGCCGUUCAGCCUGAGAGGCGAGGCGCCUGACGCGCCGCUCCUCUUCGUCAGCGUCCCGCACGCCGAGGCGGGACGCGCGGGUGUCCAGGACAAGAAGCUCAAUGGCUGGCAGACAAUUUUUCGUGGCGUGCGGCUGCUGGUGGCGACGCGGCUGUGCAAGCAGGUGCAGGAGGGGGUGGUGCGGCGCGGCGGCGGAGAGGUGGUGGGUGGCGUCCAGGAGGCGACGCACGUUACACUCGAGUGUCAUCGCCGCGCCGAGGAGCUGCUGUCCCUGAAGACCAUCCCGCGGGACGAGUGGCCGCGCCUCGUCACGCAGGAGUGGGUCGGGCAGUGCUCCAAGGUCCUCUCGGCCGACGGCACGCGGACUGGCGUGCUCCGCAAGCACCUGCACCCCGACGCGGUGGAGCGCCGCGAGCCCCCCUCGCCCGCCUCGCCUGCCAGUUCUCCGCCUUUUCUGCCGGACCCGCGUCCGGCGGUCGCGCAUCCAGCGGACCCGCCGGCAGCAGCCGUAGACUCGGGUCGCGAGGGCGGCAGUGGCGGCGGCAGCGACGACCCGAACGAGGUGGCAAUUAUCGACGGCAGGGAGCAUCGCUGGGUCCCGGCAGCCUCGGGCGCGCCGGAGUCUCGGCUGUGGCCAGGCGGCUUUACGCGGCUCACAGAGUUCCGGAAUUGCGCCGGGCUCGAGUGGCGCGGCGAAUUCCUCGGCUGA
Molecule: messenger RNA, 993 nt
Organism: Emiliania huxleyi CCMP1516
Lineage: Eukaryota; Haptophyta; Isochrysidales; Noelaerhabdaceae
Exons: 4
Coding region: 1-993 (330 amino acids)
Molecular function (GO): protein binding
Source: RefSeq, a predicted model, not a curated record